GAUCCGCCCACCUCUAUUGGGAUUCAAACUCUGAGCGGUCCCGUCUCGGACGAGCAGGCGCUGCAGCUGCAGCGGGUUCGAAACGAAAGAUAUCUUGAAGACUUCUCCUGCACUUUCAUACUCUGCCUGAACGUGCUUCCAUAAACACAUCAGGACAUUCGACCAAGAGGAAUAUUAAGCUGCUGAAACAGAUGAAGUAUGAGAACAUGGCAUCCAGUAGAUGUUCAAGUACUCAGCAAACAUCACCUGGUACCCUCCACAUGAACACAUCUCACGGACAAACACAGAAAUGUCACAAGGAGAGAAAUCACUUCUGCUUGGAUCCUGGGAAGAGUUUUACUGUACAGAGUGCUCUCACAGUACACCAGCGCAUCCACACAGGAGAGAAACCGUAUCACUGCUCAGAGUGUGGGAAGAGUUUUACUGUACAGAGUAAACUCAAAAGACACCAGCUCAUUCACACAGGAGAGAAACCGUAUCACUGCUCAGAAUGUGGGAAGAGUUUUACUGUACAGAGUGCUCUCACAGUACACCAGCGCAUCCACACAGGAGAGAAACCAUAUCACUGCUCAGAGUGUGGGAAGAGUUUUACUGUACAGAGUAAACUCAAAAGACACCAGCGCAUUCACACAGGAGAGAAACCGUAUCACUGCUCAGAAUGUGGGAAGAGUUUUACUGUACAGAGUGCUCUCACAGUACACCAGCGCAUCCACACAGGAGAGAAACCGUAUCACUGCUCAGAGUGUGGGAAGAGUUUUACUGUACAGAGUGCUCUCACAGUACACCAGCGCAUCCACACAGGAGAGAAACCGUAUCACUGCUCAGAGUGUGGGAAGAGUUUUAAUCAACAGGGUAAUCUCAAAAAACACCAGCGCAUUCACACAGGAGAGAAACCGUAUCACUGCUCAGAGUGUGGGAAGAGUUUUACUGUACAGAGUGAUCUCAAAAUACACCAGCGCGUUCACACAGGAGAGAAACCGUAUUACUGCUCAGAGUGUGGGAAGAGUUUUACUGUACAGAGUGCUCUCACAGUACACCAGCGCAUCCACACAGGAGAGAAACCGUAUCACUGCUCAGAGUGUGGGAAGAGUUUUACUGUACAGAGUGAUCUCAAAAAACACCAGCGCAUUCACACAGGAGAGAAACCGUAUCACUGCUCAGAGUGUGGGAAGAGUUUUAAUCAACAGGGUACUCUCAAAAAACACCAGCGCAUUCACACAGGAGAGAAACCGUAUCACUGCUCAGAGUGUGGGAGGAGUUUUACUGUACAGAGUGAUCUCAAAAAACACCAGCGCAUCCACACAGGAGAGAAACCGUAUCACUGCUCAGAGUGUGGGAGGAGUUUUACUGUACAGAGUAAACUCAAAAGACACCAGCGCAUUCACACAGGAGAGAAACCGUAUCACUGCUCAGAGUGUGGGAAGAGUUUUACUGUACAGAGUGCUCUCACAGUACACCAGCGCAUCCACACAGGAGAGAAACCGUAUCACUGCUCAGAGUGUGGGAAGAGUUUUACUGUACAGAGUGCUCUCACAGUACACCAGCGCAUCCACACAGGAGAGAAACCGUAUCACUGCUCAGAGUGUGGGAAGAGUUUUAAUCAACAGGGUACUCUCAAAAAACACCAGCGCAUUCACACAGGAGAGAAACCGUAUCACUGCUCAGAGUGUGGGAGGAGUUUUACUGUACAGAGUGAUCUCAAAAAACACCAGCGCAUCCACACAGGAGAGAAACCGUAUCACUGCUCAGAGUGUGGGAGGAGUUUUACUGUACAGAGUAAACUCAAAAGACACCAGCGCAUUCACACAGGAGAGAAACCGUAUCACUGCUCAGAGUGUGGGAAGAGUUUUACUGUACAGAGUGCUCUCACAGUACACCAGCGCAUCCACACAGGAGAGAAACCGUAUCACUGCUCAGAGUGUGGGAAGAGUUUUAAUCAACAGGGUAAUCUCAAAAAACACCAGCGCAUUCACACAGGAGAGAAACCGUAUCACUGCUCAGAGUGUGGGAAGAGUUUUACUGUACAGAGUGAUCUCAAAAUACACCAGCGCGUUCACACAGGAGAGAAACCGUAUUACUGCUCAGAGUGUGGGAAGAGUUUUACUGUACAGAGUGCUCUCACAGUACACCAGCGCAUCCACACAGGAGAGAAACCGUAUCACUGCUCAGAGUGUGGGAGGAGUUUUACUGUACAGAGUGCUCUCACAGUACACCAGCGCAUCCACACAGGAGAGAAACCGUAUCACUGCUCAGAGUGUGGGAAGAGUUUUACUAUACAGAGUGAUCUAAAAAAACACCAGCGCAUUCACACAGGAGAGAAACCGUAUCACUGCUCAGAGUGUGGGAAGAGUUUUACUGUACAGAGUGCUCUCACAGUACACCAGCGCAUCCACACAGGAGAGAAACCGUAUCACUGCUCAGAGUGUGGGAAGAGUUUUACUAUACAGAGUGAUCUAAAAAAACACCAGCGCAUUCACACAGGAGAGAAACCGUAUCACUGCUCAGAGUGUGGGAAGAGUUUUACUGUACAGAGUGCUCUCACAGUACACCAGCGCAUCCACACAGGAGAGAAACCGUAUCACUGCUCAGAGUGUGGGAGGAGUUUUACUGUACAGAGUGCUCUCACAGUACACCAGCGCAUCCACACAGGAGAGAAACCGUAUCACUGCUCAGAGUGUGGGAAGAGUUUUACUAUACAGAGUGAUCUCAAAAAACACCAGCGCAUUCACACAGGAGAGAAACCGUAUCACUGCUCAGAGUGUGGGAAGAGUUUUACUAUACAGAGUGAUCUAAAAAAACACCAGCGCAUCCACACAGGAGAGAAACCGUAUCACUGCUCAGAGUGUGGGAAGAGUUUUAAUCAACAGGGUACUCUCAAAAAACACCAGCGCAUCCACACAGGAGAGAAACCGUAUUACUGCUCAGAGUGUGGGAAGAGUUUUACUGUACAGAGUGCUCUCACAGUACACCAGCACAUCCACACAGGAGAGAAAACGUAUCACUGCUCAGAGUGUGGGAAGAGUUUUACUGUACAGAGUAAACUCAAAAGACACCAGCGCAUUCACACAGGAGAGAAACCGUAUCACUGCUCAGAGUGUGGGAAGAGUUUUACUAUACAGAGUGAUCUAAAAAAACACCAGCGCAUUCACACAGGAGAGAAACCGUAUCACUGCUCAGAGUGUGGGAAGAGUUUUACUGUACAGAGUAAACUCAAAAGACACCAGCGCAUUCACACAGGAGAGAAACCGUAUCACUGCUCAGAGUGUGAGAAGAGUUUUACUGUACAGAGUGCUCUCACAGUACACCAGCGCAUUCACACAGGAGAGAAACUGUAUCACUGCUCAGAGUGUGGGAAGAGUUUUACUGUACAGAGUGCUCUCACAGUACACCAGCGCAUCCACACAGGAGAGAAACCGUAUCACUGCUCAGAGUGUGGGAAGAGUUUUAAUCAACAGCGUGAUCUCAAAAAACACCAGCGCAUUCACACAGGAGAGAAGCCGUAUCACUGCUCAGACUGUGGAAAGAGUUUUACAGUACAGAGUGCUCUCAAAGCACACCAGCGGAUUCACACAGGAGAGAAGCCCUAUCACUGCUCAGAGUGUGGGAAGAGUUUUACUGUACAGAGUGCUCUCACAGUACACCAGCGCAUCCACACAGGAGAGAAACCGUAUCACUGCUCAGAGUGUGGGAAGAGUUUUAAUCAAAAGAAUAAUCUCCAAAAGCACCAGCGCAUUCACACAGGAGAGGAACCGUAUCACUGCUCAGAGUGUGGGAAGAGUUUUACUAAACAGAGUCACCUCAAAGACCACCAGUGCAUUCACACAGGACAGAAACAUUAUCGCUGUACAGAGUGUGGGAAAGGUUUUACUGAAGAGAGUAGUCUCUUAAAGCACCAGCGCAUUCACACAAGAGUAAAACCUUAUCACUGCUCUGAGUGCAGGAAGGGUUUUACUGUACAGAGUGCUCUCACAGUACACCAGCGCAUUCACACAGGAGAGAAACCGUAUCACUGCUCACAGUGUGGGAAGGGUUUUAUUGUACUGAGUCAUCUCAAAAGACAUCAGCGCAUUCACACAGGAGAGAAACCGUAUCACUGCUCAGAGUGUGGACAGAAUUUUAGACAACAGAGUAAUCUUAGACUACACCAGCGCAUUCACACAGGAGAGAAGCCAUAUCACUGCUCAGAGUGUGGAAAGGGUUUUACUCAAAAGAAUAAUCUCCAAAAGCACCAGCGCAUUCACACAGGAGAGAAACCGUAUCACUGCUCAGAGUGUGGGAAGAGUUUUACUGAACAGCGUAGUCUCAAAAUACACCAGCGCAUUCACACAGGAGAGAAACCGUAUUACUGCUCAGAGUGUGGGAAGAAUUUUACUGUACAGAGUCAUCUCAAAACACACCAGCGCGUUCACACAGGAGAGAAACCGUAUCCCUGCUCAGAGUGUGGGAAGAGUUUUAAUAGACAGAGUCAUCUACAAGAACACCAGCGCAUUCACACAGGAGAGAAACCGUAUUACUGCUCAGAGUGUGGGAAAAGUUUCAGGCAUUCAAAGACUGCAAAGACACACAAGUGCACUAAAAGCUGUGGAGAAUAUCAGCAGUAGUGAGUGUAACCUUACACCUCCCAGGUGUAAAGGUCCGCAGUGAUUCCAGGCCUGAUUUCAGUAUCUUUUUGGGGAAAACCACCUCUUUAGUUUUACACUGUUUCUAAAACAUAAGCAUUAAAUGAAAUGUUAUGUCCUGUGCUGAACAUCAAGUCAAACCUAAAGCUCAUACACGCAAUGAGAAAGUGUGGUACUACAUAUUCUCCCCAAAAUGUUCACACUGGUCAUGAUGUGGAAAACAAACUGAGAAGCUCGACAUUCGAUAAUAAGAGGCUCUCAACUUUCUAAUUCAGUAGAUCUAAGCUAGUGUAGUGUUUCUGAUACAGUGACGGGUGUUUUGACAAACAUUUGACAGUAUGCUUGACUCUAUUCUCUCUCUCUCUCUCUCUCUCUGUCUGCUAUUUUUUCUUUAAACAUUUUAGUUAAACCUUUGCAUUUGAGUUAAUGUGUGUUUUUGUGAACGUAUUAACCUGUUCAGAUUAUCUUUCUCAGUUUUUCUCUAUGAUUCUACACAUUUGUUUUUAUCUUCUUGUAAAGUUGAAAAAAAGAAUCCUAUUAAAUCCCAUGAUCUAUUCAUCUUUUGCAA
Pygocentrus nattereri (red-bellied piranha) is the source of this 5187-nucleotide messenger RNA. RefSeq names its product zinc finger protein 850-like. Lineage: Eukaryota; Metazoa; Chordata; Actinopteri; Characiformes; Serrasalmidae. The coding region runs from base 192 to 4601 and encodes 1469 amino acids. The record is from RefSeq and is a predicted model, not a curated record. Gene Ontology annotation, biological process: regulation of transcription by RNA polymerase II. Gene Ontology annotation, molecular function: RNA polymerase II cis-regulatory region sequence-specific DNA binding; DNA-binding transcription factor activity, RNA polymerase II-specific. The transcript is spliced from 3 exons.